Messenger RNA from Microplitis demolitor, 2662 nucleotides. RefSeq lists its product as uncharacterized. The transcript is spliced from 7 exons. The record is from RefSeq and is a predicted model, not a curated record. The coding region runs from base 447 to 1193 and encodes 248 amino acids. Lineage: Eukaryota; Metazoa; Arthropoda; Insecta; Hymenoptera; Braconidae.
UUGAUACCGGGCAUAGAUAUUGGGCAAGCUAAAUUUCAAAGUUAACGAUCACCCUGAAGUUAGUCAAAUUCUGACAUUUUUUUAAUUAAAAAUUCUAUAACUUUAAAAAAAAUAUUUUUUUGGAAUAGAAAAAAAAUGUCUGAUAUCGGCUAACUUCAGGGUCAUAGUUCACGUCAACUUGCUGACGAAGUGGCUGAUGGGGGAUGAUAAUAAUAACUACAGUCAGCUGUUUUAGUUCUUUUCUAUCAUUUGGAUCUUUCAAUACGAAAAAACUAGUUGAUUUCAAGGUUUUGGUUUUUUUAAUUAAAAUCACAUAAAAAAUUUAAUAAAUGUUGUUACUGUGACAUUUUAUAAAACAACAUGUUUGGAUGUAUUGUAAAAAAUAAUUAGAUGAAGUUUCAAAUAUUUUACAUCGUCAAUAAAUUUUAUAUUGUUAUUACCAUUUCAUGAUUAAUGAUAUUGAGGAAUGUUUGGAUUUGGAUGAAGAUGACGACUGUACUGUGAAAGAUAUGCAUAAUCAUUUAGAAGAACCUUGCAGUGGAGAUUGGUGUGAUCUUCUAGAAAUUAUGAAAAAGCGAUGUAGGGAGACAAAUGAUGGACUUCGAGAAAUCUUCGAUGAUGUGUGUCGUCCAUUUCCUGAGAUUACUGCCCAUUACAGUUUCGAAUCAUGUUCAAGUAUAUUGUGUCGAGAACGGCAGAAUUACAGAGAAAAAAUACCUGACAGUUUAGCAAAACUUGGCAUGACUUUGUAUGAAAAUAAAAUUGCUAAAGGUUAUGUCUCAGUAGGAGGUAAAUCUGCAGUAAUUUUUACUAGCAGCAAAUUGCUGGAAGCUUUUAGACGAAUCGAACGAUAUAUUUAUGGAUGGUACCUUCGAUAUGUUGGAACAGUCAUCGUUUUAAUGGAGAAUAGAACAACUGAAAUGUAUAAAGAAGUUUUUUAUUGGUUGAAAAUCCAUGCAAAGUCUAUUGGAACUAAUAAUAAAUUAAUUAUUAUUAGCGAUUUCGAAAAAGCAACUAUAAAAGCACUGAGGGAAUGUUUCCCGUUGACCAAAGUCCAUGGUUGCUAUUUUCACUAUUGCCAAGCUGUUAUUAAACGAUGGACUAAACUUAGAUUAGAUAUACCCGAUCAAAUUUUAUCCAUGGUACUUACUAUUCCUUUAUUACAUGCCGAUAAAUUUCCUGAAGCAGAAUAAAUUAUCAACGACGAGAUCAAAAUAAAUAAUUUGUCUGACAGAGAUCCCAAUAUUUUAUUGUUUAUGAACUAUUGACAUAAAACUUGGAUAAAUGCAGCAGAUCAUGUUAGUGUACAUGAUUGUCCGAAUUUGAACAAUGAUGCAAGUGAAAGUAUUAAUCGCCAUAAUAAAAAAAAAUUGAGCGGUAAACACCAGUGCAUCUGGGAACUAGUCGAUGGUGUUGAUAAAGUGCUAAAAGAUGAAGAAAUAAAUUACAGCAGGCUGCUUACGAAUGCUAAAAAACCGAAAUGACGCACACCAAGACAUGUUAUUGAUCGGCGUUAUUAUAUAGAUAAUUUGAGAAAUGAAAUUGAACAAGAUAAGAGUAGAUUUAAUACCAAGAAUUUCAUGAAAAUUAUUCCAAGGUCAUUACUUGAGCUACAAAAUACGUUAAAGCAAAAAAUUGGGAAUAAUGCCGAUGAUAUAGAAUAUGAUUCUUCGGUACCUGCAGAGCUGGACAUUUUUAAAACUGAUCAAGUUGAAAAUAUAAUAAUAUCAAUUUACUAAAUGAAGUAGAGUAGAGUUAAUACCUCCAAAAUCAUGUAAUCCAUUCCUCAAUCGAAAAUUACAGAUUCUAAAAACGGAAAAAGUACCAAAAAAAAUAAUUGUACACUCACCACUUCUACAUUACCAAGUACCGUAACUUCUGGUUCACUAAAUGAACCUGAUGGGCAUUUGAAUAACUCACCUACAACUUCAAGAGUCACUACAGUGACCCCAUCAUCUACAAAAAUUAAUCCUCGAAUUGACACACCACUUACCGUAUCCUUUUCGGCAACACCAGUUACAAGCGCUUCGGUACAAUCUCUCCCACUUAAAACAACUACUUUCAACUCACUAAAUAAAGUCGUUGGUAUUAGUGAAAAUAAACAACAGUUAUUUGAGUCAGUACAAUUGAAAUCAGUAUUAAAAGACAAUUUAGUUUCUAAUCAUUUGUCAAACGUAUUCAAGAAAAUAAAAAAAAAAAAAAUUACCCAGUGAUAAGUGGCUAAGAGAACCCAAGGAAAAGAAGAAGAAGACAACGGGGGAAAACAAAUAACAGAAAAAAAAAAAAAUUGUAAGAAAAAAUCUUAUUAUAAUUAUCAUGGUUAUUAUUAUUGUUAAUAGUCCUGCUAAUGCAACUACGUUACAACCAGUGAAUCAGUCAUCAAGAACUGCUGUUUUUAUCUAUCCAGCUCAAGUAUCUUCUAACUCGUCGUCUGCAAGUGCGCAAUCUACGGCUGCUGCUAAUAAUAAUAUUUUUUCUAUUUUGGUUGAUAAUUCUGUAUCCAUUUAUUUAACAAAAUAUGCCUUUAAUUUCUUUAUGAAUAAAUAGUUUGAUUGUUUCUCUAAACAUAAAAAUAAAAAAAAAAAAACAAUAAUAAUAAAAGAUAAAUGUUAAUAAUAAUAAUAAAAAUGUAUUUUUUAAAAUAUAUAUUUUAUCAAAAACA